ACACCCUCGGGAAUUAUGUAACUUGUUUGUAGGACCAUUUCAGUAUGCAAAUCUGCACGUCAUUGAGUACGACAGAUAGCUUCUGAUACGAGUAAAUUGAACUGAAUUAAGUCCAGUGAUAUGCGUGCUGUUGUAUGGGCCAGUAAUAUUGUCACCGCCUGUCUUAAGGAGUAAUGUUGGUGUAAAAUUUCGUUGGGAGCUACACAUGACAGAUACGAAUAAGUGCGCAGCUGCAGACAUAGCGGUUAAGAGACUAUGUUGUCUAGAAAUUUUUUUCGACUCCUGGUGCGAGGAGCACAUCAAACAAAAUCUGCAGUUUCAUUUUCAUACAUUGCAUCAAGAAAAUUACAUAAAUCAGUAUGCCUUCAGAAGAAUCCGCAAGUAGAAUUAACUGCUGUUCGCUAUCCAGAAGUAAAGAGAGGAAAUUAUUCUGAACUAACAGACAGACACAUCAAGUUCUUUGAGAAUAUUCUGGGAAAAGACCGAACUUUAACUGAUCCAGCUGAUGUUGAAGCAUACAAUGUCGACUGGAUCAAAAUGGUUCGCGGCCAAAGCAGAGUAGUUUUAAAACCUAAGACUACUGAGGAAGUCUCUGCAAUCCUUAAAUACUGUAAUGAUGAAACUCUUGCUGUAUGCCCACAAGGUGGCAAUACUGGGCUAGUUGGAGGAAGUGUACCAGUUUUUGAUGAAGUUAUAAUAUCAACAAGUCUCAUGAAUCAAAUCAUCAGUUUGGAUGAAUUAUCAGGUGUGCUCAUUUGCCAAGCUGGCUGUGUACUAGAAGCUUUGGAGACAUACCUCUCUGAACACGGCUUCAUCAUGCCUCUUGAUUUGGGGGCCAAAGGAAGCUGCCACAUUGGAGGGAAUGUGUCAACAAAUGCAGGUGGAAUACGCUUGUUGAGAUAUGGAAGUCUUCAUGGCAGUGUGCUUGGUGUAGAGGCGGUGAAAGCAAACGGAGAAGUUAUAGAUUGCUUGAGUUCCCUGAAGAAGGAUAAUACUGGCUAUCAUUUGAAGCAUCUAUUUAUUGGAUCUGAAGGAACUUUGGGACUUGUAACAAAGGUUGCGAUUCACUGUCCUCCCAGUCCAAAGGCUGUUAACGUUGCUUUUCUAGGCCUCAAUUCAUUUGACGAUGUUCUGAAAACUUCAAUAAGUGCUCGACGAAAACUAGGGGAGGUCCUUUCUUCUUGUGAAAUGUUGGAUCAUGUGACAUUAGAUGCUGUCACAUCUAACCUUAAUCUGAGAAAUCCAAUAGGAGAACAUCCAUUUUAUAUGUUAUUGGAAACAUCUGGAAGCAAUGGAGAACAUGAUGAAGCUAAACUGAAUGCUUUCUUGGAAUCCUCAAUGAGUUCUGGAGAAGUUCUUGAUGGCACUGUAGCCAAUGAGCCAUCACGAAUUCAGUCAAUUUGGGAAGUUCGAGAGAGAGUGGCAGAAGGGCUGUUGGCAGAUGGUUGCUUUCUUGCAUACGAUAUUUCUCUUCCUUUGAAAAAUUUUUAUGACAUUGUUCCUAUAAUGGCCAAACGUUUGUACUUAUGGCAGCUAAGAGAGCGUGUGGCUGAGGGAUUGGUUCAUGAUGGCUAUGUUUUUAAGUAUGAUAUUUCACUACCUUUGAAAGAAUUUUACACCAUUGUUCCUAAAAUGGCUGAAAGACUUGCUGGUAAUAAGAAAUUUUUGCGAUGUUGUGGAUAUGGUCAUAUAGGUGAUGGAAAUCUUCAUCUCAAUAUAACAUCUAAAGAAUUUGAUCAUGACUUACAUAAUCUCAUAGAGCCUUUUGUGUUUGAAUGGACCUCAAAACUAAAAGGAAGUGUUAGUGCUGAACAUGGCAUAGGAUUCAAGAAGACAAAAUUCAUUCAUUAUUCAAAGUCUGAUAGUUCCCUAAAUAUGAUGCAUGAUAUUAAAAAAUUGCUUGAUCCUAAAGGUAUUCUGAACCCUUACAAGGUGUUACCUAAGUAGAUAAUUUUCUAAAAUUGUCUACAUAUUUGUUCAAAAAAUGUUUUUAUAAGGCAUGUGUCAAUAAGUUACAUGUCUUACUGAUGUUACCAAAAGGAUCAUUCAUUUCUUGUGAGAUAAGAAAAGGCUGAUAUUGCUAAAGUGUUUUACAAAAAUAUUCAGAAUUGAUAUGAUGCUCAAGUAGAAAUGAAUUUGUAUUUUUUCCAAAAACAAUUUAUAAUACUAACUGUAAAUUGUUUCGUUGCAUAUUGUGAGUUAAGGUAGUUGUGAAUAAUGAACUUCAUACUAAUACAAUAUGGAGAGCAUUGUAAAAUGGGAUUAAAAAUGAAAAAGUUGGUGGCACAACCAAUUUCAAAACAUUUUUGGGGGCAAGAUUUCUAAAUCAGUAAUUUAUUUCACUGUAAUGUUAUGAUUUAGUAUUUUUAUGAACAUCAGAAACUCUUGGAAUUACAGGUGAAACAAAUAUGGGAAUAUCUGAAAUAUUCAAUGACAACCUUUGACUUUUGUGAACUUGUUGGGUCACAGUUUAGCUUUGUAAGAUACUUUUCAGUGACAUGUUAUGAGUUACGAUAUUGCAGUGAACUUGCUGUCAGUUCACAUUGUGUGCCAAAACAGGGCAGUUAAAGAGAUUAUUUCUUAAAAUAAAGUAUUUCUAUGUAAGUAAAAACAACUAUUUUUCAAUUAUAAUGUUGUAAAUACUGUUUACAAUAUUUUUGUUAAAAAUAAAUGAGAAAGCAGGAUAUUGUAAUUAGUAGUUGUCUCACUACAUUCUUCAUCAACACCCAACAUGAUAAUCGCUCCUAUCUAUAUUUUUUCUGUUAAACGGCUACUAUUAUUACUUUCUCGCACCGACUAACGUAAGAGGAGAAAGUGCGCCGGACCACCGAAUUUUCGUCACAAACCCUUAUAGCAAGGACCUGGUAAGGAAAAGGCGGAUAAAUCCACUUGCUAAAUAGAGGGAAAAAAAAUCCUCUAAUACGUGGUGUAGCCAGAAUCCAUGUUUUGUGCGUCCUUCGUAACGAAAAAUCGAUUGACGGCGAAACGUCUGGCUGUCUGU
Molecule: messenger RNA, 3001 nt
Organism: Gryllus bimaculatus (two-spotted cricket)
Lineage: Eukaryota; Metazoa; Arthropoda; Insecta; Orthoptera; Gryllidae
Source: the annotation of a GenBank genome assembly